Messenger RNA from Botrytis byssoidea, 1569 nucleotides. RefSeq lists its product as uncharacterized. The transcript has 3 exons. Gene Ontology annotation, molecular function: transmembrane transporter activity. Gene Ontology annotation, biological process: transmembrane transport. The coding region runs from base 1 to 1569 and encodes 522 amino acids. The record is from RefSeq and is a predicted model, not a curated record. Gene Ontology annotation, cellular component: membrane. NCBI's taxonomy places the organism in Eukaryota, Fungi, Ascomycota, Leotiomycetes, Helotiales, Sclerotiniaceae.
AUGGGACCUCAAAAUAUUAAUGCUGAGGAGAAAUCGGUUGGGGUGGAGUCCAGAGAUGAGAAACCUGGCGUCUUUCAUGAUGAGCAUUCGGAGCAUCUAAAUAAGGGUGCUCAUGCAAUUGCAGAGAGAGGCAAUGCAGCGACUGAUAGCCAUGGCCAGUCACUUGUUACAUUUGAUCCCGUUGCGGAAAGAAAGUUGAGAUUGAAGAUUGAUUUGAUGAUUGUUCCUACCGUGGCAUUAUUAUAUCUAUUUUGUUUUAUCGAUAGAGCAAACAUAGGCAAUGCCAAAUUAGCAGGACUUGAGAAGGAUCUAAAUAUGAAGGGAUACGACUAUAACAAAGUCCUAUCUAUCUUUUACAUCUCAUAUAUCAUCUUUGAAAUCCCCGCGAAUAUGGCAUGCAAAUGGAUGGGCCCAGGAUGGUUCAUCCCAGGAACUUCGUUAGCGUUUGGGAUUUGCUCUAUUGCCACCGCAUUCGUGCACAACAUCCACGCGAUCUCAGGCGUUCGUUUCCUCUUGGGUAUCUUUGAGGCAGGUAUGCUGCCUGGUAUCGCAUACUAUCUUUCCCGUUGGUAUCGACGAUCUGAAUUGGCUUUCCGUCUAUCGUUGUAUAUUGUCAUGGCCCCAUUGGCUGGCGCAUUUGGAGGUUUGCUCGCCUCGGGGAUUCUAAAACUUCCAGGCUUCGGCUCACUUCACACUUGGCGAAUGAUCUUCGCCAUUGAAGGUAUCAUUACCUGUUGUCUCUCACUCAUUGCCUUUAUCACCCUGACCGAUCGCCCUGCCACUGCAAAAUGGCUCACGCAGGAAGAGAAAGACCUCGCAAUCGCUCGUGUUAAAUCCGAGAGAGUUGGCGCUACCGAAGUCCUAGAUGCAUUUGACACUAAAAAGGUUCUCCGCGGUAUCUUCAGUCCAGUCACUCUCGCUACAUCCUUCAUUUUCCUCCUCAAUAAUAUCACCGUCCAAGGUCUUGCUUUCUUCGCCCCCACAAUCGUGAGGACUAUUUACCCCACAGCCACUGUUGUCUCUCAACAACUACACACUGUCCCACCUUACGUUGUCGGUGCAUUCUUCACAGUUCUUUUCCCAUUCCUCAGCUGGCGCUUCGAUCGACGCAACAUCUUUUUAAUCGCAAGCGCCCCCUUGCUUAUGUGCGGCUACAUCAUGUUCCUCGCCAGUGACGAUGGCCAAACCCGCUACGGAGCCACUUUCCUCAUCGCCAGCGGAGCCUUCUCUUUCGGCGCACUGUGCAAUGCUCAAGUCGCUGCUAAUGUAGUUUCCGAUACCGCGCGCUCUAGCGCAAUCGGUACUACUGUCAUGAUGGGUAAUAUCGGUGGUCUCAUCUCCACGUGGUCAUUCUUGCCCACCGAUGCACCUAAUUACCAUAUUGGAAAUGGGCUCAAUCUCGCGACUGGAACGACUAUACUGAUUUUCUCGAUUUUAUUGCUCUUUUGGAUGAAGAUGGAUAAUAAGAAGCGAGAAGCGAGAGAUGUGGAUGCGGAGUUGAAUGGGUUGAGUCAAAUGCAAAUCCAGGAUUUGGAUUGGAGACAUCCGGGAUUCAAGUGGAAGCCUUAG